AUGGAGCCAGGGAACAAAACACAAUUCCCAGAAUUUCUUCUUCUGGGACUUUCAGAGGGACCAGAAUUGCAGCCCCUCAUCUUUGGGCUUUUCCUCUCCAUGUACCUGAUUACUGUGUUUGGAAACCUACUCAUCAUCCUAGCUGUCAGCUCAGACUCCCACCUCCACACCCCCAUGUACUUCUUCCUCUCCAACCUGUCCUUUGUAGACAUCUGCUUAACCUCCACCACCAUCCCAAAGAUGCUGCAAAGCACUCAGACACAGAGGAAAGUCAUCACCUAUGAAGGCUGCAUCGUCCAGGUGUAUUUUUACUUACUCUUUGCAGGAUUAGAUGACUUCCUCCUGACUGUGAUGGCCUAUGACCGGUAUGUGGCCAUCUGCCACCCAUUGCACUACACAGUCAUCAUGAGCCCCUGGCUCUGUGGACUGCUAGUGCUGCUGUCCUGGGUGUUGAGUUCUAUGUAUUCCUUGUUACAGAGUUUAAUGAUUUUGCGAUUGUCUUUCUGUUCAGACUUGGAAAUCCACCACUUUUUCUGUGAAAUCACAUGGCUCAUCCAACUGGCCUGUUCUGACCCUUUUCUCAAUAACAUGGUGGUAUCAUUUGGAUCUGUAAUUCUCGGGGGUGUUCCCCUGGCUGGCAUCCUUUACUCUUACUCUAAGAUAGUGUCCUCUAUCUGUGGAAUCUCAUCAGCUCAGGGACAGUAUAAAGCAUUCUCCACCUGUGCAUCUCACCUCUCUGUUGUCUCCUUAUUUUAUUGUUCAGCCUUAGGAGUGUAUCUUAGCUUCACUGCUACCCACAGCUCACACACAAGUGCUAUAGUAUCGGUGAUGUACACUGUGGUCACACCCAUGCUGAACCCCUUCAUCUACAGUCUGAGAAACAAAGACAUAAAGAGAGCUCUAAAAAGAUUCUUCGGGAUGGAAACUUUUAGAAAAGGUCCAUUUACCUCGGGCUGA
Molecule: messenger RNA, 957 nt
Organism: Capra hircus (goat)
Lineage: Eukaryota; Metazoa; Chordata; Mammalia; Artiodactyla; Bovidae
Product: olfactory receptor-like protein OLF4
Exons: 1
Coding region: 1-957 (318 amino acids)
Biological process (GO): G protein-coupled receptor signaling pathway
Cellular component (GO): membrane
Molecular function (GO): G protein-coupled receptor activity; olfactory receptor activity
Source: RefSeq, a predicted model, not a curated record